CUUCAAAGGAGAAGGAGGGGCUACACGUUUUGCAGCAGCUGGAAAGAAAAGAACUAAAGAAAUGAGCACAGAGGCAAGAGUUCCAGACUCCUCAGUGCUGGACGAUUCUCUGGAAGAAUCAGGAGCUUCUCCAAUCAUUCCAAUCAUUAAAUAUUCGCCUAUAAGAUUAACCCCAGCUGCUGCUGCCUGUAAUAUUUCAUUAAGCUACGAGGAGGACAUUCAAAAGAACGACACCAUAACAAAAACUCACAAAAAAGAUAUCGUCACAGAAUCUCCAGUCUCGUCUCCUCCUCCUUCUCUCUCCCCAAAACUCAAAAUUGUUCCUUGUUUUGGAAAGAAAGGAAAAGGAACAACCACAUCAGCAAAGAAACGACCUCCGCUGAAAGCAAAAUCUCCCCCGCCUCCUCCUCCUCCAUCUUGCUCCUCUUCACAAGAAGAAACCUCAAACGGAGUCAAGUCAUUAUCAGUGCAAAGUGACAAUAUGUCAGCUAGAGAGGGUUCUCCAUCCCAACCUUUAAAACCUGGAGACGACGCCUCAGUUGAAGCAAGAGCGCCACCUACCAUACCUACAAUUAGUGAAGUAUUGGAGGAAACUGAUUCUACUGCUAAGGUAAGGAAAGGUAGGAAGAAAAUGGCUGAGUUUAAGGAGAAGGGAGUGUCUUUGAAAAUAAAGGAUACAAAAAAUGCCAACAAAAUUGGAAAAGUUGCUAAAAAGGUUGAGAAAAUUAUCAAAGAAGUGGAGAAAGAUGGAGCAGCUGGAAGAAAUAAGAACAGUGCUACUAGCAAGAAGAAAGGAGCUCAAAAAGCAAAGAAGAUUUCAGGAACUGAUAAAGCUACAGAAGAAAAGACUCUAAAAGUAACAGAAACCCCUCUCCAAGAAAUGAACAAUGAAGAACAAAAUGAAGAAGAGAAAGAAAGAGCUAAAAGAGAGUUGGAAGAAUUUCUAAAGGAAGAAGAGAAACUAGAUCAGAAGAUACAAGCAGAGAGAAAGCGACUGAGCCAGACAAACAAUUCCAUCAAAUCAAAGACGUCAAAGAAGUGCACUGUGUCAACUAAAACUGAAUCAAUAAUCAGUACAAGUCCUGAUCAGCUUAACACUACACCUCCUUUUUACAUGACGCAAAGUCAGCCAUCUUCUGAGUCAUACUCAAGUGAAGAAUUUCUACCAUCUCCCAAGAGCAAGCAAAAUGAUGAGAGUGCCUCACCACCCAGUAACAAAGAGAAGGAAAAUGAUGGGAUAUGGGUACAGUGUGAUAAUCCUGAUUGUUUGAAGUGGAGGUUCUUGAUUAACGUCAAAGAUCCAAUGGACUUACCUGACAAAUGGUAUUGUGAUAUGAAUAAAGACUCCAAGUACAACAGCUGCAUUAUAGAAGAGGAGAAGUGGUCAAGUUUAGAUACUGAUGAGGUCUAUGUGUACUCUCCUUACACACCUGGAUCACUCCUUCUUGCAAAACUCGAAGGAUAUCCAUGGUGGCCUGGUAUAAUAGAAGCUGAUCCUGACACUGAUACCUACUAUGAAGCAAAGAAUGAAAAAGGCGGAAAACCUUCACCAGCUACACCUAAGAAGUAUCAUGUUGUCUUUAUUGAUACACCAGUAUCAAGGAGUUGGAUCCAUGCACUAAACACUGCUCCAUUUACUUGUACCACUACUUUAAAGGACUGUGGAUCAAAUAUUCUGUUGAAGUAUCAAGCUAGUCUUUCUACAGCAAUGUCGUAGGCAAAAUCUGCUUUGAGUCUACCACUAAAUGAGAGAUUGUCUCAGUGGGGUUUCAUGUCCCGAUAUAAUAAAGGUCGUAAGAGAAAAGGCAGCUCAAAUCAAGGCAAGAGGAAAGCCUUCAAAAAGACCAACUGCUAAACUGUCUAAGAAAAACGAUGAAAUAGCUCCAUGAAGAACACAUCUUGUAUACAUUAUUCACCCAGCAUUAAUCACUUAUAACUAUAUCAGAAUUAAUCACUUCAUAUUAGAUCUAUUAUAGCUGGUCUAUUAUUGUUAUUGUAUUUAUUCAGCAUGAUCACUAUUGUA
Messenger RNA from Amphimedon queenslandica, 2023 nucleotides. RefSeq names its product zinc finger CW-type PWWP domain protein 1-like. The record is from RefSeq and is a predicted model, not a curated record. Lineage: Eukaryota; Metazoa; Porifera; Demospongiae; Haplosclerida; Niphatidae. The transcript is spliced from 8 exons. Gene Ontology annotation, molecular function: zinc ion binding. Gene Ontology annotation, cellular component: nucleus. The coding region runs from base 62 to 1717 and encodes 551 amino acids.